Molecule: messenger RNA, 2184 nt
Organism: Alternaria infectoria
Lineage: Eukaryota; Fungi; Ascomycota; Dothideomycetes; Pleosporales; Pleosporaceae
Exons: 3
Coding region: 1-2184 (727 amino acids)
Biological process (GO): carbohydrate metabolic process
Source: RefSeq, a predicted model, not a curated record
AUGGGAGACAGUGUCGUGCUGUAUGCUCAAGCAAUGUCAGACAACAUUCGGAAUGUCACCUUCUGGACCGGCGAUCCCAUAGGAUGGAGUGGCAUCAUACGCGUAGACGGAACGGCUUAUGAGUACAUGGGAGACUCGCCCUCCGUACAAGGUCUCCAGAAAGCAACUCCACUUACCGUAUCUUACGACUCCCACUACAGUAACUUUACAUUCGACGCUGGACCUGUCCGAGUAGAGGCGCGAUUCUUCUCUCCUGUUCUACCAAAGGAUCUUUGCAAGAGCAGUAUUCCGCUCAGCUAUCUGGAAGUCGAGUGGGUCGCCACCGACAAGCUCUCGCAUGAUGUACAGCUCUACUCAGACAUCGAUUCUAUUUGGCUUGGGGGCGGCAACGUAUCAUUCAACUCGACCAUUGACUGCCCUGGUGAGUCUUUCGGCGAAACCCAAUGCCCGCCCAAGGGAACGGAGACGCCCGACACAUUGUUUCAUUGGGAAGCACUAAUUGUAGAUGAGCUUUCAUGGUCCGAUCGUGGCCACAAGCAAGAACCAUACUGGGGUAGCCUACACUACGUCUCUUCUCCCGGCAUGAGCACCAAAUUCGAUAGUGUGAACGGUCCAGCGACCACUGUACGACGCCAGUUCGUCAAGGACGGCACAGUGAAUAAUACCCUUGACCAGGACCAGUCUCAGGGACCACCAGUUGAUCGCAUGCCAGUGUCCGGUUUCUUGCAUAGUUUUGGGUCUAGUCAGUCCGGGUCAGCACUGUAUACUGUUGGCACGACUCAAGAGCCUGCUGUGAACUACCGCACUGCUAGCGGGGACGUCGAGCUCCGACCAUGGUGGCUUACGAGCAACUGCUAUUAUAGUACCAACUACAUGAUCCGCAGGCACUACCAGGACUACGCAGCUACCGCAAAAGAGGCCAAACUUUGGACCAUGAAGCUGCGAAAUGAUGUGGAGUACUACUAUGCCGAGGAUAAAGCAACAGAUAUGCAUGCAGAAGCAUCCUCGCUAUCUGAAGAGGAGUCGUAUUACGCCAUCGUCGCACUUUCUGCCCGCCAGAUCCUGGCCGCAAACGUUCUCACAGAAUCCGCAGAUAACACCACGGGUCCAACUAUCUUUCAAAAAGAGAUCUCAUCAGACGGCAAAGUGAACACGGCCGAUGUCGUCUACCCUGCGUUACCUUUCUGGCUCUAUGCAAACCCGGAGCUUCUCCGCUUACUGCUCAAGCCAGUAUUCGAGUUUCAGGAGUCUGGACUCUAUCACGAGCGAUACGCCAUGCACGAUAUCGGGCGCUUCUACCCAAACGCCAUAGGAUACUACAGCUCCACCAUUCCUGAUGAAGAAGGAGAAGAAGCGAUGCCCGUUGAAGAGAGCGCGAACAUGGUUAUUCUGGCAGCUUCGUACUACUUAGCCACCAACGACACAGCAUUCCUUAUUAGCCACUACGAUAUCCUCAAGCGAUGGUCGGAAUACCUCGUAGAAAAUUGCCCAUACCCUGAGCAUCAGACCACGACAGGCAAGUACAGAGCAGCAUGUGAACACCAAGAACGUUGUACUAACGAGCCUGAAGAUGACUUCAACGAACCCAUCGCCAACAACACCAACCUCGCAAUAAAAGGCAUCGUAGCCCUAAAUUGCAUGGGUAUCAUAGCCCAAGCCAAUGGCGACAGAGGCUAUGGAGCAGGCAGAUGGAUACGCAACGCAUAUUUCUACUAUACCCUCUGGUCCGAAUCAGCCAUAGACCCCGCAACCAACCAUACUCUUCUCGCUUACAACCUCCCUGAGUCCUAUAGCAUCCUUUACAACAUCUUCCCCGCCCUACUCUUCAACCUGCGCGCAAUCCCCAAAUCUCUCUUCACCAUGCAGUCAGACUUUUACCCGACUGUCGCCCAGAAGUAUGGCGUUCCUCUCGAUAACAGACGCCUGUGGACGAAGAGCGAUUGGGAGAUGUGGGCUGCGGCUACUAGUCGACCUGAGACGCGGGCUUUGUUUGUGAACUCGUUGGCGAAGUGGAUCAAUGAGACGAGUACAGACAAGGCGCUUUCGGAUCACUUUAUGACGACGGGGGAUGGGGGCUAUACUGAUUACCCGUUUGUGGCAAGGCCAGUCGUUGGGGGGCAUUUCGCGCUGCUGGCGAUGGGUCUUUUUGGGAGACAUGGGGUUCUAAAUGGAGAGGAUGAGUAA